Thalassophryne amazonica is the source of this 1604-nucleotide messenger RNA. It is a transcript of the gene nsmce2, whose product is annotated as NSE2 (MMS21) homolog, SMC5-SMC6 complex SUMO ligase. Gene Ontology annotation, biological process: double-strand break repair via homologous recombination; protein sumoylation. NCBI's taxonomy places the organism in Eukaryota, Metazoa, Chordata, Actinopteri, Batrachoidiformes, Batrachoididae. The coding region runs from base 82 to 774 and encodes 230 amino acids. The transcript is spliced from 6 exons. Gene Ontology annotation, cellular component: Smc5-Smc6 complex; nucleus. Gene Ontology annotation, molecular function: zinc ion binding; SUMO ligase activity. The record is from RefSeq and is a predicted model, not a curated record.
GACGAGGGAGCUCGCGCGGUCUUGUCGAACGUUAGUAAAGAGUAAACUCAGCGUUUGUGGUAUUUUUAGUUUUAAAUCAUUAUGUCUCUGAGUUCUGUUCGUACGACACUGUCCAGCCUGGAGUCCUGCCAGGCGGACAUCAGUACAGGGAUGGACAUUGUGACGGAUGUCGCUAUGGACCUGGCAGAAGCUCAAGGGGAGGAAAUGAGUGCUGGCGUCAAGGAGCUAGAAGCCAUGAUGCUGGAGUGUGCCAAACUGGACAGAGAGAUCAACCACUUUGUUGAUGUUGUGCAACAAGUCACGGCACAGAUUGACAGACAGCAGCCAGAAGAAUUGUUCACCUUGUCAACUAAAGUGAAGAAGGAGUUCACGGACAGAAUCGCCAGACUCUCAGAUGCAGAUCUGCAGAACCACAGGAAGGUGUUGUCCUUCAGAGAAAAUGUCAUGAACUCUGACAAACAAGCCAACAAGGAAUCAGCAGCCAACAUGGAGGAGAUCGAUGAGGACAUCGCUGUCACACAGAGUCAAGUCAACUUCACCUGCCCACUCACGCAGGUGGAAAUGGUGAACCCGAUGAAGAAUAAGAAGUGUAACCACUAUUACGAUGAAAACGCCAUUGUUGAACUAAUCGAGAGAAGACGCAACCAGAAGAAGAAAUGCCGCUGUCCAGUGGUGGGCUGCGGAAACACAGACGUGAAGAUGUCAGACCUGAUUCCUGACAAGGUUCUGAGGAGAAAAAUCCAAAGCCAAAACAGGCAGAGCAGCAAGAAGUAGUUUGGUUUUUCACCAGACUGUGGAUCGCAGAGGUGUUUUUUUUUUCCAGUUGACUUGUUCCAAGUUCUUCAGGGUGUUUACCACCAUCAAGGAGGUUAAAUGUUUGCUCCUGUUUCCAAAAAACAUUGAUCCAUUUGGAAGUAAGUGCUGUGAACUGUUUGUGACCUCUUGAGUUUUACACAUUGUUGACCACAAAUGUUUUAAAAAUUAAUAUGAAUUCAGACUUUUUUUUAUAUUAAAAUUAGGCCCUUUAAAGUAGCUUUGAAAUCUCUUCCAAUAUGAUGUAAAUUUUAUAAAAAUAUUCCAGCCAAGACAAUGGAGUGCUUAUGUGUAAGUAACUAAAUAUCACUUUUAUGGACAAUUUUCUUUGCGGAUCACUGAACGUGUCUCCUCGUCGCCUCCUUCAAACAGACUACCCACACGGUACUAUACUGUUUGUGUUCCUUAAUGAUUGAUGGAAAUGAAGUUCAAGAUAUUCGGUGCCUUGGAAGUGUACAUUUAUCCAUCUCUGGCUUCCUCUGGAAAAUUGGCUGUAAAAGUGUUGAUGUAGAUGUUGUACUGACAGGGGCUCUUACUUUUCCAUACCAUUGUUUGGAAUUUGAUAUUUUUAUUUAAUUUAUGUCAUGUUGUAGAGAUUUUUUUUUCACUGAGUAUAAAGGGCAUAAUUUUAGAAAUUUUAAUAUAAAGAAGCCUGAAUUAUUUUAAUUAUAUGUAUUAAGAAAUGAAAGUGUAAAGCACAUUUUUCACAGCACUGUAACCUUGACUUAUAAAUGUUGGUAUGUACAUAGUUAACUGUUCUGUAUUUCACAUCAUCUGAAUAGAGAUCCUGA